AUGUUUGUUUUUCAGGAUGACUACAUCAAAAACCCAGAGGAGAACACUGGAUCUGAAGAAACUGUCGACACCACCAAGGAUCCGUGCCAGAAUGUGAAGUGCAGCCGGCAUAAGGUGUGCGUCGCUCAGGGCUACCAAAGAGCCACAUGUAUCAACCGCAAGAAACUGGAGCAGAGAGUUAAGCAGUCCGAGCAGCAGGAGCUUCAUGAAAACAGCUGCAAACCUUGCCCCGUGGCCGCUUCCUCCCCUGUAUGUGGCUCUGAUGGACACAACUAUGCUUCUGAGUGCAAACUGGAGCACCAGGCUUGCCUCACGAGCAAAGACCUGAGGAUCAUGUGUGUUGGAUUUUGCCCCUGCACCUCUGUCCCUGUCACAAAUACUGACCUGAAACAUGAGAGCUGCACGGGUCAGGACCUGGCAGACUUGGGCGACCGCCUCAGAGACUGGUUCCAGCUGCUUCACGGGAAUGCAAAGCAGAACAACUCUGGCAAGCCUGGAUCGAGCAGCGCCUCAGUGCUGGAAAAGAGUCUGGUAGCUAGCUGCAAGGAUUCCAUCGGUUGGAUGUUCUCAAAGCUGGACACCAACAACGAUCUUUAUCUGGACCAAGCUGAGCUGGCUGCCAUUAACUUGGACAAGUAUGAAGUCUGCAUCCGACCUUUCUUCAACUCCUGCGACAGCUACAAGGAUGGGAAGGUCUCAACAGCGGAGUGGUGCCUCUGCUUCUGGAGAGAAAAGCCGCCAUGCCUCGCUGAGCUGGAGAGGAUCCAAGUGCAGCAGGCUGCCAAGAAGAAGCCUGGCAUCUUCAUUCCCAACUGCGACGAGGACGGCUAUUACAGGAGAGUGCAGUGUGAUCAGAGCCGAGGGGAGUGCUGGUGUGUCGACCAGCAUGGAGAGAUGAUGGGCUCAAGGGUCCACGGCAGUCCGGAGUGCGAUGAAAUAGGUGGAUAUUCUGGAGACUUUGGAAGUGGAGUUGGCUGGGAAGAUGAGGAGGAAAAGGAGGCUGAGGAAAAUGGAGAGGAAGCUGAAGAGGAGGAGGAGGAGGAGGAGGAAGGUGAGGCAGAUGAUGGAGGAUACAUUUGGUAGAGCGGAUGAAAAAUAAAACUGUCAGACUGGAAAAGCUUAUGCUCUGAUUGAAUUUAUGGUGCCAGUCGGGUCAGGACACAAGAUGGCGAGCAAUUUUAUUAUGUUUUUUUUCUUAGAUGUGUGUACUUGCUUCAUUCUGUUCUCGGGUUUGGAGCAACAGAGCUUUGUGUUUCUCUGUCCUGAACAGGUAGCCACCGUGUGCUGUAGGUAAACAAAGUCCAUAAGAGUUUGUAUCUUGUAUUAUCAUCAUCUAUGCAUAGAGAGAUUACAAGUUACUUUGUAUUGUGCAAACAGUUGCUGAGUGCUAAAGUUGGUGUCCCACUGGAACAACUAGAGAUUUCAUGUCAAAAAAAAAAAAAAGUUUGACACUUUGGGAGAUAAGAUUUGUGAUUGUUUCUUGCAGAAGGUUAGAGAUGUGUGUGUGUGUGUGUGUGUGUGCGCGCGUGUGUGUGUGUGUGUAAGUGAAUGAAGGGGGAAACAUUUGAAGUGUGAAAAUAACACUUUUAAAAACGUGUUUGUCAUAUUAUGCAGAAAAUGAAAACAACAAAGAAAAUUAUCUGGUAAAGAAUAUCUCUAAAAAUAAAACUUGUCAUAUUACACUUUGAUAAAUGAAACAAACAUUAUAUAAUAUGUAAUUUGCACUGAUUAAACAUGAACCUUUUAUUUCUAUGUUGAGCCAACACAGCAACAAAACCGGUUUAAUAAACUGAGUUACAUUGAUGGAAUGUGAUGUUUUUACUAAUGCAUCCUACCUGGUUAUAAUCUGGUUUAUUCCUUCUUAUCCCUAAAACUAACAAGAUUAUAGAUGCAUCAUUUUACAUAUUUUCUGCUCAAGGUGGUGGGUUUAUGGCUACUUUACUGCAGGUUUGAGCUAAAUAUGGUCUAAUAUUUCUGUUUUUAUUCAGACUGUAGCUCAUCUCAAGCUAAAGACCAGAAGAAGUAUUAUUAGGCUUUAUCAUCUAAAAACUAUAAGUAAAUAAAUUAUAAAUAAAUUUAUUAUUAUUAUUAUUAUUAUUAUUAAAAGUUGGUAGCUUUCAAAUCAUGGUCCAGACACUAUUGAUUUAUAUUUAUAUUAAAUAAUCAGAAUCAGAUGCAUUAUAUUUUUUCCCAUAACAGUUGGAUGUGUGAAACAAAAAAUAUUUAUUUGGCAUGCUCGCCUCAUUUUCCUGAUGCUGUUUAAAAAAUCAGUCCAAAAAAAAAUCCUAUUUUCUAAAGUGUCAAACUGUUUCUUCACUGCUUGUAAAGCUGAUUGUGUAAAUAAUGGUAGAAAUGUAAAAACAAGUUUCAAGUUAUUAUGGUUUCGAGGUACUUUAAUGACUUAAGUGCACAAUAAAUCUUAGCAGGUUUAAAUCUGUAAAUGUUUUCUGAAUUUAACUGAUUCACACAACAAAACAGGACCUACAGUGCAUUUCUACGAGUCAAACUGCACCCACAUUAGAUGUUGCUGUUCCUUUUUCUGAGUUUGCACCUACUGUACUUUGUGUUAUAUAUAUAAUAUGCAUUUCUUGAAGUUCUGUGUAUACUUGAAUUUGCACUACUUUUUUUCAUGAGAAUAUUAUUGCCAUGUCUUCAUCCAUGCUAUUGAUAGACCAGGUGUUUGUUUUUGAGUACUGCAUGUUAGUAAGAAUGUACUUCUAUGCUGAUGAGCACUUUAUUAAAAAAGGCCCUGGAGCCAAA
This is a messenger RNA of Nothobranchius furzeri (turquoise killifish), 2760 nucleotides long. NCBI's taxonomy places the organism in Eukaryota, Metazoa, Chordata, Actinopteri, Cyprinodontiformes, Nothobranchiidae. The record is from RefSeq and is a predicted model, not a curated record.